GGUCGCCGCCUCCUCGUGCAGCUCCCGGUGGACCGGGCGGGGGAGCUGGAGGCGAUCGCGUGCGACCCGGACGACAUAGAGUCCACCAUCGCGGGCAACUUCCGCCGAGGCAACGCCGUGAUCGCCACGCGAGACCUGCGCGUCGGCGGGCAGGUGGUGGUCCGAGAGGGCGUGCUCGGCACGGUGGUGGGCCCCAGCAGCUCCGACGCCCAGAGCAGGGUGACGGUGUCCUUCAGCUACCGCGAGGACGGGAGCCGCAACCGCCUGAAUUGCAUCAUCAACGAGAUCCGCCUUUACAUAGCCGGCGGUUUCGACGUCCCCGCCCCAGCCGCCGCGCGCAG
Messenger RNA from Prorocentrum cordatum, 341 nucleotides. NCBI's taxonomy places the organism in Eukaryota, Dinophyceae, Prorocentrales, Prorocentraceae. The record is from the annotation of a GenBank genome assembly.